CGCCGCCCGCCGCCCCGCGGCCUUUUUAGGGCGGGCAGCGGCGGCGCGGGCGGCGGAGACGGGUGGUGGCGGCGGCGCUCUGGCCCCUGCGUGGACCGUGGUCCCCUCCACCGACCCCCUUGGAUUUAUGGACUUGUACAUGAUGAACUGCGAGCUGCUGGCCACCUGCAGUGCCCUGGGCUACCUUGAAGGGGACGUCUACCACAAGGAGCCCGACUGCCUGGAGAGCGUGAAGGAUCUGAUCCGGUACCUGCGUCACGAGGACGAGACCCGGGACAUCCGCCAGCAGCUGGGGGCGGCCCAGAUCCUGCAGAACGACCUGCUGCCCAUCCUGGUGCAGUACCCGCAGGACAAGGUGCUCUUCGACGCCGUGGUCAGGCUGACAGUGAACCUGACACAGCCGGCUCUGCUCUGCUUCGGCAAAGUGCCCCAGGACGCUGCCUCCCGGCACCACUUUCUCCAGGUCGUGUCCUACCUGCAGGCCUAUAAAGAGGCCUUUGCUAGUGAGAAAGUUUUUGGGGUGCUCAGUGAGAAGCUCUAUGACCUGCUGCAACUGGACUGGGAGCAGCGACAGGAGGAAGACACACUACUGAUCGAGAGGAUCUUGCUCCUAGUGCGCAAUGUGCUGCACGUGCCCCCAGACCCCACGGAGGAGCAGGGCGUGGAUGGUGACGCCAGCACCCAUGACCGGGUGCUGUGGGCCCUGCACAUCAGUGGUAUGGACGACCUGCUCAAGUUCUUGGCCAGCUCCCAGACCGAACAGCAAUGGGCCCUCCACGUCCUUGAGAUCAUCUCCCUCAUGUUUCGUGACCAGAAACCCGAGCAGCUGGCUGCGGUGGGGCAGGGCCGCACGGCCACCGAGCGGGGGGAGGACACGCGGGAGCUGGAGACGCUGCGGCAGCGGGAGCUGGCGGAGAGGAAGAGCCGAGCGCUGCAGCGCCCAUCCAGGCACUCCCGCUUUGGCGGCUCCUACGUCAUCCAAGGCCUGAAGGCAAUUGGGGACCGGGACGUUGUCUUCCACAAGGGCCUGCACAACCUGAAGAGCUACAGCCACGACUUGGGCAAGGAGGUGCGGAGGGUGCCCAAGCGCCGGCUGGCGGCCCGCGAGGCCGAGCCGCCCCGUCGCUCUGCCCGCAACGUCCAGCUCUUCCUGCGCGAGUUCUGCCAGGACUUCCUGGAGGGCUGCUACAACCACCUCAUGUACCUGGUCAAGGACCAGCUGAUCCGGGAGAAGGCUCAGCAGCAUGAUGAGACCUACUACCUGUGGGCCACAGCCUUCUUCAUGGCCUUCAACCGGAGCCUGCGGUUCCGACCAGAGCUGGUGUCAGAGACGGUGGGGGUCCGUGCCUUUCACUUCAUCGAGCAGAACCUCACCUCCUACUAUGAGAUGGCGCUGAUGGACAAGAAGGAGGCUGCAACCUGGGCCCGCAGGAUGCACCUGGCCCUGAAGGCCUACCAGGAGCUGCUGCGGACAGUGCAGGAGAUGGACCGUUCGCCUGAGCAGGCCGUGCGGGACAGCAGCCAAAUCAUCAAGAAUAACAUCUUCUACCUAAUGGAGUACCGGGAGCUCUUCCUUGCCCUCUUCCGCAAGUUUGACGAGACGAAACAGCCGCGCAGCUUCUUGCGGGACCUGGUGGAGACGGCCCACCUCUUCCUCCGUAUGCUGGAGCGCUUCUGCCAGGGGCGUGCAGGCCUGGUUGUGCAGCAGAGCAAGCGUGUGCGGAGGAAGAAAAAGCCACGAGCCCCUGCAGCCCUGACAGCGCAACCUCCUACCCCUGAGGAGCUGGAGGAGCUCUGGGCUAGCCUGGCCCCACAGCUCCAGGCCUGCGUGCAGGGCGAGGUGCCUCUCCCUGACGAUGUGGUGCCCUUCGACGCUGCGUCAGAGACGCCGGUGGAGGAACAGCGCGUGGAGGCCAUGCUGCGGAUCCAGGACUGCCUGCUCGGCAGCCGAGCCCCCGAGGCACUGAAACUGCUCCGCUCUGCCAGGGAAGUGUGGCCCGAGGGAGACGUGUUUGGCCCUACUGUCGAGCCGUCAGAAGAGACCAAGCUUCUGCGUGAGAUCCUCUUUGCUCCCCUUCCCCGGCAUGCACCCCCUGAGCCUGAGGAGCCUGAGGAGCUGGAGGAGGAGGAGGAGGAAGAGACCAUGCGAGUCUCAGAGAAGGAGUUCAAUUUCCUAGACUACCUCAAGCGGUUCGCCAGCGCCCCUGUGAUCCGAGCCUACGUGGUGCUGCUGCGUGGCUAUGCCCAGAACAGUGCCCACACCAACCACUGCGUCGCCCGCAUGCUGCACCGCCUGGCCUGUGACCUGCACAUGGAGGCCUUGCUCUUCCAGCUCUCCCUCUUCUCCCUCUUCAACCGCCUGCUGAGCGACCCCUGUGCUGGUGCCUACCAGGAGCUAGUGACUCUGGCCAAGUUCAUCCUGGGCAAGUUCUUUGCGCUGGCAGCCACCAAUAAGAAGGCCUGUGUGGAGCUGCUCUUCUGGAAGAGCCCAGCGAUUGCCCGCGAGAUGACCGAGGGCUACGGCUUGCUGCGGGAGGGCGAGGGGGCCAGCUCGCGGAAGGCUCCAGUCUGGACGCCCCAGGAGGAACGAGAGCUGCGAGAGCUUUACUGGAAGUACAAGGAGGUGGAAGGGGAGGAUGUCAUUGCAAACAUCCUGGCCCACCUGCAGGCGCCUGGGCGCACGCGGAGACAAGUUGUGAACCAGCUGGUGCGGCUGGGGCUGGCCGGCAGCGUCAAGGACUUCCCGCGGGAGAGGAAGGGCACCCGCAUCGUGCUGUGGACGCAGGAGCAGGAGCAGGAGCUGGAGCGGCUCUUCGAGGAGUUCCAGGGCACGGAUGACGUCCUGGGCAACAUCAUGAAGAACCUGACUGCCAGACGGUCCCGGGCCCGCGUGGUUGAGAAGCUGCUGGGGCUGGGGCUGGUGUCGGAGCGCAAGGAGCUGUACAAGAAGCGCAGGAGGAAGGGCCAUGCCCCUGUGUCGGAUGAGAUGGAGCCCCUGGGGGCACCCGCCCAGGCCAGCUCAGCAGAGGAGGGAGAUAGUGACGAAGAGGAGGAAGAAGAGGACGGUGCUGAGGAAGGCCCUCUGGAUGAGCACUGGGCGCCGGAGGACGGGGCUGAGCAGGGACUGGUACAGCGUCUGCGGCAGGAAGGUCUGGCUGGGCCCCUGCAGUGGCUGGAGAACUACCUGAAGCGGACGGCUGGAGACCGCGAGGAGGAUGGCGUGUCCCACCCCGUGCCCUUGGUGCCGCUCUCGGAGGAUAACGAAGAUGCUAUGGAGGACAGGCGCUUCCAGGCGCUGCUGCGGAAGCUGGGGCUCCGGCCUCCCGCCAGCGAGCAGGAGUCCUUCUGGCGCAUCCCGGCCGCCCUCACGCCCCAGCAGCUCCGCCGCGCCGCCGCCUCCCUCGCCCACCAGGGACCCGAGCGCGAGGGCUCCCCACCGAGCCCCCUUGGGCAGCUCUCAGCACCGCUGCACCCCCAGGGCCCCCCACCAGCAGAGCGGCCUUCGGCAUCGCCGGGAUGGGACUCGGAGAGAGAUGAGCCUGUCCCGGCAGGCACCAAGCGGAGGCGGCAGAUGGACAGCGACAGUGAGGACGCUGCAAGUCCGGGCGCCAGCCCGGCCCCCACCGGGCCCUUUGUGGAAGAGGACGAGGAGCUGCAGCCCCCCGGCCGCCGGAAGCGUAUUCGCCAUGUGGAGGAGGAGGAAGAGGAGGACUGAGGCUCUUCUUGCCCUGCCCAGACCCUCGCUGUAUUCCAGCACCCCAGGGGAGCAGGGGGCUGCAGGCCCUGCUCUCUGCAGCCUUCCUUGUCUUUAGUUUCUGCUUUUUCUGCAGGCUUUUAAACUGGUUUUUAAGGGUGGGGUAAAAGCAAGCUGCAGCUAUCCCCCUCUUCUCCCCUUCUCUUAUCCAUCUUGGUGUUUCUGUGUCUAAGGUCACUGUUUCCCUAGGCCUUCUCUUUUCUAAUUAUACCUUUUAAAGCUGGAGAGAGACCAAAUAAAAAAAGUAUAAAUCUU
Molecule: messenger RNA, 4009 nt
Organism: Rhea pennata
Lineage: Eukaryota; Metazoa; Chordata; Aves; Rheiformes; Rheidae
Gene: TIMELESS
Product: timeless circadian regulator
Exons: 30
Coding region: 128-3715 (1195 amino acids)
Biological process (GO): replication fork arrest; DNA replication checkpoint signaling; DNA repair
Cellular component (GO): replication fork protection complex
Molecular function (GO): DNA binding
Source: RefSeq, a predicted model, not a curated record